AUUUCGUUGCAUUUGAACUCACAAUCUACCGGAAGCGGCAGUGACGUAAGCGCUGACGGACGUCACAUCUCCGAGUGACCACUUAAGUCCGAGGGGCUGGUAGACUCCUCCGAGACAACAGAUCAGUCACAUCUCCUCCUUCACGCAAGCAUGAAUAAAGAAACCACGAGGGCUAGGGCUGGCGGCCCUUUAAUCAUCGGCACCGGACUCCCACGCACAGGAACCACCUCAUUGUACGAGGCUCUCGAAACUCUCGGAUUUACACCUUGCCAUCACUUCCGCUCAAUGAUAGCAGGCGAUUGGUUUCCGUACCGUCACUCUCGACUCUGGAGCAAAGCAGCCAAGACUCAAGACAAGGAUACUCGACAGGAAAUACUGCACCACCUCUUGACCGAGCGGGGAUGUAAGGCUGCGGUGGAUUAUCCAACCUCUUGUUUCGUCGACGAUCUGGUCGAAAUGUAUCCAAAUGCAAAGUUCAUCCACGGCGAACGCUCCUCCCCCGAAGUGUGGCGCAAAUCGUUCAAUGAAACCAUCGGCCGCCUCCAACAAGACAAAGUCGCGUACUAUGCAGCCUACCUGAUCCCCCUCUUUCGUUUUGCCCUCGUACCCAUAUACAGUGCGAUGGACGAGCGGAAUGUGAGGAUCUUCAGCGCAAGUAUCUUCAACCCCGACAGCCAGAUCGAACUAUACCACCGCCAUAACGCAUUCAUGCGUCAAGUCGUGCCCAAGGACAAACUGCUCGAAUACGAUCCUAAGCAAGGCUAUGAGCAGCUCUGCAAAUUCCUCAACGUUCCUGUUCCGACGGAUGAGCGAGGUAACAAACUCGACUUUCCGCAUGCGAAUGACAGCGAACGAUUCAAACGAGGGUGGACGUUUGCAAUCGUCUUGGGGUGCACGACUUGGUUGGGUGUGGUUGGCGGAGCAUAUUACAUGGCUAGGAGCAUUGCGCGUGCCACGAGCUAGACUCGCUCGAUAAUCCAAUUCUCUCCGCUCUACGUAUGACGCCGUCUUGUCAAAAGUACCGUAGACGGCUCGAGCAAGAUUUGAAGCUG
This is a messenger RNA of Neohortaea acidophila, 1052 nucleotides long. RefSeq names its product P-loop containing nucleoside triphosphate hydrolase protein. Lineage: Eukaryota; Fungi; Ascomycota; Dothideomycetes; Mycosphaerellales; Teratosphaeriaceae. The transcript has 2 exons. Bases 151 to 963 code for a protein of 270 amino acids. The record is from RefSeq and is a predicted model, not a curated record.